Labeo rohita (rohu) is the source of this 982-nucleotide messenger RNA. Its product is annotated as hatching enzyme 1.2. Gene Ontology annotation, molecular function: zinc ion binding; metalloendopeptidase activity. NCBI's taxonomy places the organism in Eukaryota, Metazoa, Chordata, Actinopteri, Cypriniformes, Cyprinidae. Gene Ontology annotation, biological process: proteolysis. The transcript is spliced from 5 exons. The record is from RefSeq and is a predicted model, not a curated record. Bases 65 to 862 code for a protein of 265 amino acids.
ACAGCUUGCAGACAUCAAAUUUAAUCACAGGAGCAUCUUGAACAUCUCAACACACUGAGGCAACAUGGACACAACAGCUUCCCUCUCCAUUCUGCUGCUGCUGUUUGGCAUCUCCGUGGCGAAUCCUGUCAGGAAGCCUGAGCCUCCUGCCUUCGUACCCAUACCUGGAAAUGUGGACAUCACUACAAAGUUCCUGGAGACUAACAAAGGAUCCUCUGAACGUCUGAUGCACGGAGAUAUUGUGAUUCCCAAAACCAGAAAUGCUCUCUACUGCCUGAACAACAACUGUUUCUGGAAGAAAAACUCUAAAAACUUAGUCGAGGUCCCUUACAUUGUGAGCAGUAGUUACUCCUCUGCUGACAUCUCAGUUAUUCAGAACGCCAUGUCUACUUUUCACAACAAGACUUGCAUUCGCUUCGUACCUAGAGUAAAUCAGACUGACUACAUCAGUAUUGAGGACAAAGAUGGGUGCUACUCUUAUCUUGGUAGAAUUGGUGGCCAACAGUUGGUCUCCCUCAAGAGGACUGGUUGUUUGUAUCACGGCAUCAUUCAGCAUGAGCUUAAUCACGCUCUGGGCUUCUACCAUGAACACACCAGGAGUGAUCGCGACAAGUACGUUAAGAUCAACUGGGAGUACAUCCCAACCGAUAAGGCCAGCAACUUCCAAAUACAGAACACCAACAACCAAAACACCACAUACGACUACAGCUCCAUCAUGCACUAUGGAAAAACAGCCUUCUCCAACACAGUUGGGAAGGACACCAUUACUCCCAUUCCUAAUGCAGCGGUGGAAAUCGGACAGAGGCAAGAUAUGUCUAACAUUGACAUCCUGAGGAUCAACAAGCUGUAUGGAUGUGUUUGAGAUUUUGAAGGAUUUCAGUUGUAUGAUCAUUUAAUACGGGUAUCUAUCUACAGAUUAAUAAUGUAACGGGUGAUGGUGUUUGUCAUUUUCAUGGUUUUGAAUUUCCAAAAUUGUUGCUCU